This is a messenger RNA of Aspergillus pseudonomiae, 1913 nucleotides long. Its product is annotated as putative glutamine-serine-proline rich protein. Lineage: Eukaryota; Fungi; Ascomycota; Eurotiomycetes; Eurotiales; Aspergillaceae. The coding region runs from base 570 to 1634 and encodes 354 amino acids. The transcript has a single exon. The record is from RefSeq and is a predicted model, not a curated record.
GAGUAACCAGCGAGUCGGAGUAUCUCACUGAGAGCACUUUUGCGACGGAUGUGAUGUGCUAUGCAGAAGCUUCAUUCUCGACUCGCAUUUUAUGGUUCAGGGAUGAGUCUGAUUGGUCGACUAUCAGCCCUACGGCCGUGGGUAGUGGAGACGAUACGUUGAAUCGUCUGCUAGGCAGCCAUGAAAACGAGGGCGGACGGAGAGCGACGAGGUUGCUGGAGGGGGUCGCCCAUCAUUAAAAUUAGCAUCGUGAAGUCAUUUUUGUCAUGUAGGCCAAUAAUUUGCCCAGUUCAGGCGUGUAGUCAACAUAAUGUUAUCUGAGGUUGAAGGCAUGAAGAGGAAAGAACAUCCAAUGUGGCUUGCCGGUGCAUCUCCACAGAUGUGGCAGUGCCCGCAGCCCUGUAAGGCACAGCCACCCCACCAUUGUUUGGGUCAGGGGGGUAUAAAUAUCACACCCUCGACUGCCGCUUCUUCAAAGGACACAGAUCUUGACUCACUGCCUUUGCUUUCGUGUUGGAUCUUCACUAGUAGUGAUUUAUAACUCUUCGUACGACCUCCGUCCCUUCACCAUGACGAUGCGAGAUUAUCCUAGUGGGGACCAGCAACCCCCCACCGGCUAUGGCUAUGGGGCGAACAACUAUCCUCCAAACAGACAAGGCAACCCAUCUCCUCCAUCCUUUAACCCGCAGAACAACAGUGGCUACCCUCCAUAUCCUCCGUCGGGCGCAAACCCAUCGGAGACCAACUAUAACUACAACUCUGGCAAUCAGUCCUACCCCGCGCAGUCCGGAUAUCCUCAGUCGCAGCCAUGGGCGGGGCCCUCCCCGUCACCCGGGAACUACUACCAGCAGCCGGACAACCGAUCAUAUCAGAACCCUCCAUAUGGGGGACAGCCACCAUAUUCUCCUUCCUCCCCACAACAGGCGGGCUACGGGCAACACCCCCCACCUUAUUCCCCCCAGCCUACGGGGAGCACAGAUACCCCAAAUGCUGAACCAGAGGAGAAGGACCGAGGAUUUCUGGGUGCGGUCGCGGGCGGAGCGGCAGGUGCCUACGGUGGUCAUAAGGUCAACCACGGCUUCCUGGGCGCCAUCGGUGGGGCGAUCAGCGGCUCAGUCGCGCAGGACGCGAUGAAGAAACAUAAAGAAAAGAAAGAAGAGGAGGAAAAGAAAAAGCAAUGGGCCGCUCAGCAAGCAGCAGCCCAGAAGCACGCUCAGCAGCAAGCUCAACUGCAAGCCGAGCAACAAGCUCAGCAGCACGCUAUGCUCUCCCAACCCCCACACCAUGGACCUCCCAGGCACGAUUCCACCCCACUGCGUGGGAACUUCUCUGCCUCAUCCCGCGACAUCCGUUUGGAGAGGGGCCAUGAGCUCGUCGCCCAUUGUGGCGCAAUCUCGGGUCAAAUGUGUCCAUCUUCCAUUCCACUCAAUAGCGUACUGUCGAAUCAGUUUGGUAAGUUGGUGUGGGCACGGAAUGGCAACUUUGCAGCGUCGGCGCGGAAUAUUCGUCUGGUUGAAGGGGGUAAAGUGCUGGAGGCCGAACUGGCGAACGGUCGGGGAGGAUGGGAUCGAUCAUGGGUGCGGUUGGAUGAGCGCAUCUCCAAUCAAAAUGGCAAUCUUGUCUUUCUAGACUAGACCCGGCACUGUUUAUCUUGCCCUCAGUCUGGUUUCUUUGUUCUUUUCUUUUUUAUUUUCAACCGUAACGAGAUCGCUCCCAGAUAGCCAGAAUGAAUUUUAAUGUUACGAAUCGGAUAGUCAUUUUCAUCGAGGAUGUUUGGUUUUUGUUUUGGAUCGGAACGGAUUCCGAUGUCAAUGUGGGCGUUACGAUGCUCGAGGAUGCCAGAUCCAAAGAUAUAUAUCUUCCUUGCUUCUUGUUGGCCCACACGUGACCGGAUCCGGAAGUAGAAUGCGGUC